This is a messenger RNA of Penicillium hordei, 534 nucleotides long. RefSeq lists its product as uncharacterized. The record is from RefSeq and is a predicted model, not a curated record. Bases 1 to 534 code for a protein of 177 amino acids. NCBI's taxonomy places the organism in Eukaryota, Fungi, Ascomycota, Eurotiomycetes, Eurotiales, Aspergillaceae. The transcript has a single exon.
AUGGCCGACUACGCCUCCACCCCGCUGACCACCACCACUCUAGGGACGGCCCUCCUCCGACUCAGCCCGCUCAUGAUCUCCUCGGCCUCGCUGAUGUGCGCCUGGGACCAGCAGAACGCCUUCCGCUCGUUCCUGGCGCCGCCGCUUCUGCGCAAGCCCCACGACAUCUGCGCGCACGUCGUGGUCGACUGGUUCGCCGAGUUCGCUAAGCCGACCAAGUGGGUGAUCAUCCUGUCGUACCCAUUUGCCCUGAUCAUUGCUUUCAUCAAUGCCUUCGGGGCGCCCGGCGCCGGCCUCCACCCGCAGACCAAGGCUUUCUACGCGGCAGGUGGCGUGCUGUCGAUCCUGCACUUCUACUUCGGAACCUGGUCGAUGAUGUGGAACGCGCGCAUCUCCAGCAAGGAGCACAUCGGCCCGAAGAACUACGAGGCGCUGCGCGGGUGGUUGGGGAAUAAUUUUAUGCGUAUGUGCACGGUCAAUGUGCCAGCAUGGUUUAUGUUUGUCUGUGCUACGGCGACGUUUAUUCGGGUGUGA